CUGAUGAAGUUUAAGAGUGGGAAUAAUGACAAUACCGAAAGAAAACGGGGGAUUUUGGUGAUGUACGACAGCGCUAGCUGUUCGUACUCGGGGGCGCUGGACUUGAAGGGUGCCUCAGGAACGACCGGUCCAACAGCCACUGGAGUGAGUGUCUCAUCACCAGGAGUAAAACAGGAAAAUUGGCCGUACAGAGGACUCGCGUGUGGCAGUACCUUCCAGCAGCUGAAGCAGAGCGUCGAGAAAGCAAAACAAGCACUCGCCGACCGCGGCGGUUAUCUAACUGGAGCUUUUUCUCCGCCUCCACGUGUCAACCCCUCGACCAUCUCGCCGACUGCUGCCAUCACUGAUGCAAGCAGUUCCUACAAAGGUGGCUGGAGCCACGCCACUUCACCGGGUCCCGGGCAGGGCUAUGGAAGUGGAUUGUCCAAAUCUGCUCUUGACACACAUUCACAUUUACGACAACCUGAUCCAUAUCAAAUGUUCGGCGCGACCAGCAGCAGACUCGCGUCCUCAGGCUCCGGGCAAAUCCAGCUCUGGCAAUUUCUUCUAGAGCUUCUCUCAGACUCGAGCAACGCGGCCUGCAUCACCUGGGAGGGCACCAACGGGGAGUUCAAGCUCACAGAUCCUGACGAGGUCGCGAGACGUUGGGGCGAGCGCAAGUCCAAGCCUAAUAUGAACUACGACAAAUUAUCUCGAGCACUCAGGUACUACUACGACAAAAACAUAAUGACAAAGGUGCACGGCAAGAGGUACGCCUACAAAUUCGACUUCCAGGGACUCGCGGCAGCCACGCAGCCCGCGGCGGCCGACCCCGCGGCGUACAAGUACCAGAGUGAGCUCUUCAUGUCGGGGUACGGGCACGCGAAGCUGAAUCUGAUGCCGCCACCAGCAGCCUCUGUGUCGGUCUCGGUCCCUGGUGGUCUUUUCCAGUCGGCCUCCAGCUACUGGAGCAGCCCCAGCGCAAAUCUGUACGCGGGGCACCACACUGCGUCGGGGCACGUGCCUCCGCAUCUCGGCACUUACCCUCAUUACGCAUGA
Molecule: messenger RNA, 1038 nt
Organism: Microplitis demolitor
Lineage: Eukaryota; Metazoa; Arthropoda; Insecta; Hymenoptera; Braconidae
Gene: Ets65A
Product: DNA-binding protein D-ETS-3
Exons: 6
Coding region: 4-1038 (344 amino acids)
Biological process (GO): regulation of transcription by RNA polymerase II; cell differentiation
Cellular component (GO): nucleus
Molecular function (GO): sequence-specific DNA binding; DNA-binding transcription factor activity, RNA polymerase II-specific
Source: RefSeq, a predicted model, not a curated record